Messenger RNA from Spirometra erinaceieuropaei, 19761 nucleotides. The record is from the annotation of a GenBank genome assembly. NCBI's taxonomy places the organism in Eukaryota, Metazoa, Platyhelminthes, Cestoda, Diphyllobothriidea, Diphyllobothriidae.
AUGGUCGAUAGUGGUGUCCCCCAGGGCUCAGUACUGGGACCCAUUUUGUUCCUUAUCUACGUGGACGAUGCCGCAAGAGAUUUAGACUGUGAAGUAGCAAUGUUUGUGGAUGACAUGAAGAUAUGGAUUGUAAUUCGGGGUCCUGCCGAUGAAGACAGACUGCAGAUGAACCUGAAUCGGUUGGAGGAGUGGUCAAACCGUUGGCUCCUGCGGUUCAACGUUGCCAAAUGUAGCAUACUUCGCCUAGGCAACACAGCCAGAUCCGCCAGCACAAGAGGCUACUUUCUGGGCGGUGCAGCCCUACAAGAGAUCGAAGCCCAAAAGGACCUCGGUGUGCUUACGACGAGUUCCCUAAAACCAUCCGCCCACUGUUCGAGGGUGGCAAAAACCGCAAUGUCCGUACUGUACGCCAUCAAGCGUGCGUUGAUGGACUUUGACGAAGAAGCUUUCUCUAAGACAUUCGGAACAUUCGUCCGGCCGCAUUUAGAGUACGGCAUACAAGCUUGGAGGCCGUGGGCUGUUGUGGAUCAAAACUGCCUCGAAAGAGUCCAGAGGAGAGCCACGAAGAUGGUUAGGGGUCAAAGCUCCUUUCCCUAUGCGACCCGCCUAGUAAAUCUGAACCUCUUUCCUUUGAGUUACAGGCAACUUCGCGGAGAUCUCUUGCAAGCCUUCCGCAUUGUAAAGGGGUUGGAUUGCAGUCUGGCCUUCGAGGACUUUUUUGAAUUUGCUACCACGACCAACCUCCGAGGUCACCCGUUAAAACUGCGCACUCAGCAGGCACGGCUGGAUGUGCGGAAGUUCUCCUUCUCGGUUCGGGUGGUCAAACCAUGGAAUGAGCUUCCCGCAGAUGUUGUGAUGUCACCAUCUAUACAAAGUUUUAAGAAGAAUCUGGACAUAUUUAUGUUCCGAAAUGACCAAGAGCGAUGAGAAGUCGAGCUCACCCCCUGUAACUCCUUCUCAUUUUGUCCCACCAUUAUGGGCGUGUUCGAACUAUUUCAGCCCAGAACAUCUAUCUGUACACCACAAAUUUUUUUACGUUGCAAAUAGGGUACUCAAAGGCUUACGCCUAUUUCCCUCAAUAAACUGAACUGAACUGAACUGAACUGACCAAAAAGUUGGACCACUACGCGCCCUACAAAACACCGUCCCCAGAUGUGCGCUAUCCUCAAUGUCCCAGUUCCAUGCGCACUUACCAAUAAAAGGUCGAGAGCAUUCAUCAUCAAGGGUUAUGAACCUUUAAGUGGCGAAAUGUGCGAACGAUGAAGUAAUAGAAAGGCUCACUUUCUGACCUAACGAAAUUUAGAUUGCAUAGGAGUUCAAAUUGCAAAAAAUGUAGCUGCAUCAAAAGAAACAUUUUCACUGUCUGGACAAUGAAAUUGUGGUCGCUUACGUUGACGGGUCAUUUCUUCCAAAGGAGGCUGAGGUUGUGGCAAAACAAAAAGUAGGAUCGAAAAUUAAAGUCUGAUGGCAGAGGAGGCGAUAAGCUCGUCACUUGUCCGUCGCGCGAAAUCGAAGACUGCCCGUUAGCGCGCAUGAACAUGACUCAGAGACUGGGGAAGCUCGCACUAGUCUGAAAGCCGAGGUCACCAUUGGCUAACUGUUCCGAUAGCCUAUUGGUUCAAAUAGUGACGUCCAAUAGGACAGCCAGCCAGAUUAUGCCCUUCUCGUCCACUUGGGCUGCUGACUAGUGGGGUUGGGCUGGGCGCCAAUGGUCAUCCUCUUGGUUUACAGUGACCCCUAAUUUUUUGGACUUUACCCCCAAAACGUCCCAAGCGGCAGAUACCUUGGCAAUUUUUUUUUUAUCCCCAUCGUGUACAUGUUGAUUCGGUCUCCGUCGUCUGAAAAUUCGAAAUGAUCUUCAUAUCCUAACCCAUAUCCGUGGUUUUUCGUGGCGCAUGUGUGUUUUACAAAUAAACCAAGGCUGCCAGUUCUCAAAAAUAAGUAUUAUUACCUUCGCGAGAAUCGUAAACUUACUUAUGUGCCGCUAGCCCGGACCUAAAAUCUUGAUUUACCUGAUAAACCGCUUUAAUUCUCUUAAUUAAUGAAAAUUAUCAAAUAGCUCUAUCACUGUAAUCGAAUUCACGCGCAAGUCACCGUCCCUGCUCCCUCCCUGCUGUGCGGCUAACGGCGAAAUUUUCGAAAAUGACGGUAAAACGGUAAUAAACUAAAAGCCCAGUCACGUAAUUUGCCGAUAUUCCGCCGCCGCACGACACCGCUGUGAGGGGUUCGGCUCAUCGGUGCGGUCCAAUCGUUCCCCAUGUGCUUUCUGGCGGAUUCUCCCAUUUCAAAGCCGCAAAUUUUUAAUCUCGGAAGCUAAUGCGUUAGCUUGGAGUUAAUCAUUCCACACUAGGCUUUAUAAGCUCAGUCCAAAAGUUGAUGUGAAUACUUGGGCGGAAAUCCGUCAACUUCAGCAGAGAUAAUCGCGUAACUUUCAUAAACCGCUAGCAGGUAGCUAGUAGUAUGCAUACGCUGCAUGAUCUGUCGUACUGACAUAUUCAUACUUUUUACUGCCUGGGGAAAUGGCCUCAUCUUCGCUGCGAAAACGACAAUCUGCAGGCCAUAACACCCACAUCUAUCCGGCACUUGCAUAAUUUAAGCACACAGCAACACAUAUCACACAUAGCCACACAGCAAACUCGCUAACCUGUGGAUUCAGAAUGGAAAUGAACAAUGGAUAGUUAUGCGGGGAGGUACGCGUAAAACGAUUAUAUUCCUGUUAAAACUAUCCAGUCGGGUCUGUGAGAAAGUUCAAACCUGAACCUUCCAUGAGCCGAAGUUUUGAAGGUGUAAAAAGUUGCUUUUUAAUUUCCUCAAAAAUUAAUUGCAAAUGUGGAGUAGAUCAGUAUAUACUACGGUCUAUAAGCGCAGACCGAAAUUUGAUGCAUGAAUAUCUGGGCGAAGUCUAUCAGCCACAGCGGGUAACCUCGCAAUAUUCAUUUCGGUAGGUAUGCUAACUCAUGAAAUGUUAACCGAAAUCCUGAAAUGCGCUUUGGUUUCGAAAAGAUUACUUAAGGAGGGUUGUCAAAUUAAUCGUCAUGCAUCAUAAUUCUAUAGUAAUUCAGUUACCACAGUAUGCCGGCUUUCGAACGAACUUCUGUCCGGCUGCAUGCAAAAACCACACUCUGUGAAAAGUGACUACUUAUGUAGCAUGCAUUUUUCUCAUUAAUUUUCUAUGCCCUUAAAAGUUCGACCAGAUUUCAUGGAAAUCAUGAAUAAGAAUAUUCAUUAUUAUGCUCAUUCGGUAGAAAAUUACGUCUUCUUUCAAUUUUAUACUCGAAGAAACGGUAUAAUUCAGUUUUUAAAAAGUUUCAAAUUAUGUGAUUUUUCAAUGUCAUGAAAUGCCCGCUCAUAAAAGAUCUUGUCUCUGUAUUUACUAAUGUGGCUUGUAAAGUUUAUAAUAUGGCUUAAAUCCAUCUUUCAAUCUUAUGAACCCUAUAUGGUCUCCUCUUAAUGUCGUAGAGGAACUUAUGGUUUUCCCUACGCGGAACAUAUACGGCUUGCAGUUGUAAAACCCUGAAUUCAAGUGUAACGGUAGGUCGGGUUCAGAAUUAUUCGCGAAUUGAAAAAAAUUUUAAAAAUGGAAUAAUACCCUCCUUUUGUGUUUAAAAUUGAAAGAGGGUGUAAUUUUCUACCGAACGAGUAGAAGUAAUCUUUUCGGAACGAAAACGAAUUUCCGCAUUUCGGUUGACAGUUCCUGAGUUAGCACACCUACUACAACUGCUGACAGGCAGCUAGUAGUAUAUUCGAUGGCAAGAGGAUACCAUAUUAGCAGCACAGGUACAAGCUAAAAGCCCAUAUACCCUGCGGCGGCCUUUCUGCCCGGUCCCAAAGUUGCAUACAUGACGUUGUCCACUUGGCGCAUCGUUGACCCCCCCCCCCCCCCAACAUUUUCGUUCAAGGGCCCCGGUGGGAGGGAGGCAGUGUUUGUCUUGGCGGUGACUGCUCUCCCACCACUGGCUCUGAAGGUUCAUUGGCUAGCGAUUGGGGACGGAGGGAUGGGCCUUGUCUGCUGUCAGUCUCGGGCCGGGCAAUCACAUCCGCUCUAGAGCGCAUUUCAGCUGUGCUUUCAAAGCUAGGAAUAACUAACCAUUUUGCGUUAACAAGGUCAGUAGACGCUAACUGACAAGCUGCUCAUUACCAUGUUUUGGCAAUUAACUAAAUACCAUUCUUCACUUUGUUGUGUAGUGCGCCGUUCCUGGUUUUUUCAUAUCUGCUUUAGAUGUUUAGACAUAGUGUGUUUGGUGGGGGACGGGGUUUUUAUUUGAGAGCAUGUCCCAUAUCAUGUUUGUCGUCAGCGGCAAGUACACGAUCCAUUCCCGUACUAACGCUGGUCUUGCGCCAUAGUCCAGUUGGUACAGAUAUCAGUUGCUGAAGAGAGUUUUCUUGCCCACCAGAGCGCCUAGGUUCGGACCCCACGCUGUCGAUUUUCCCUCGACAAUGCCUAACAAGCAGUUUCAAAUAUAAAUUAUAUUGACGGGCUAAGUAGUCUUCUGGUGGGUUCUAGAUUGAGUACAUGGGAAAUCCUGCUUGGGCAGUCAGUUCACUGUAGUAGAUUUGGUGUACUCCCUAAGUUGUAGUAGGCUGGACUGAGCCUGGUAGUCACCUAAGGAUGCUAGACUGGUUACUUAGAAAAUCCAGCUUAGCAAUUAGCUUACUGUAUCAGGUUCGGUGAAUUUUAUAGGUUGCAGUAGGCUGAACGGGCAACUUGGCCCAAAUGCGAGUAAACUGACGGCUCCUGGUUGGGCAUCGUAGUUCAGGUGGCUAGGGCGUUGCCUGUACUCAAGCCUUUCCCGUGUUGUCGUGGGUCCUAAACCCACUGAGGUCGCCGAGUUCUUCGCCAUUUAGGUCAAAAUGAAAUAUUUCUAUGUCCUAACCCUGUCUCUAACCCCAACACAAACCGGAUCUUAACCCUAACCCCAACCCUCACAUUAACCCUAAUCGCCCUGAAAAUCAGCCAAAGGACACCUGAAUACAGGAGCGGGGGUUUUUCCCGACUUGUCGCCUUUUAGAAAAGUUCACUUUGGGGAGGUAUUAUGAAAUUCAAGGGUAGGGUCUGGGUGAAGGCCCCUAAACAUCCGUUGCAUACAAAGACUACCAACUAUACUUAUCGGAGUGGGUUUUGGUCUGACACGAUUAUUUCGGCUUGGUGUUGCAUCGUACAAGGUUAGGUCCUCUGUUGUAGACGGUCCGGUGCAUUAUCUACAAUGAUAUCAGCUCAGAGAGCUGAGAAGCGAUCGUUAUAGACACUUGAUGUUUAUUUUUUUAAUUAUCCUGCCUAAUUUCAUUUGCCAUAUGUCAAUGUAUUGAAAGUUUACCGCCCGAAAGACCAACUAUCCACACUCAGUCUUGCCAUUCCUCUACGCAUACAUGGGUCCCACCCGUAAAACUCCUAUUACUACCUUUUUCCGUAAGGCAGGAACCUUUGGCUGGUCGUGUGUGUUUGGGGUCUGUAGUGGCAAGCCACCAUGACUGGUCUGGCGUCAUUGUUCAAGACCUCGCAGUCUCAAGGUCAUUCACCCCUUGCAGCGAGCCGUCCCAGACCAGCUGACCUGAAGUCACAGCUCGGGCAUACCUGCGUCUGCGCAGUCGCAGCUGCCCAUGCAGCCACUUGAACGCGCCAUCCCCUGCGACCACCAGCCUACAAAAGCGGCUGCCACCACUAUCUCAGGGACUCUCAGGCCUAACUGGACGCAGUCAACACCAGCCCUGGCUUCGCCAGUGGCCACUGCCGCUUGAGAGGACAACUCCGGGUUCUGUCCACAAUAAAUCCUCAGACAGGUUCCUUCUGGCCUCCCCUUCCCAUCUGGCAUUAGCCCUGAUUAUGGUGGCGCUCAGACUGCACACACCCGCACCGCCUUGUCAUUACAGGUCCUUCACCCGAUCGUUGCCAUGGGGGACGAGGUUUUUAUCUGGGAGCAUGUCCCAUAUCAUGUCUCUCGUCAGCGGCAAGUACACGAUCCACAGUGGCCUCAUAUACCCUUUGGAUUGUCCUGAAAGUAGGCUCCAGCGCAACUACCCUGGAGCCAUUUAGAUUCAUGGAAUGCGUUAAUCGGGCUAUGCUGCUGAGUUUGCAUUGUACCCCUAGCAGAGGGCCAUGCAACAGACGCGCCGGAUCAAGACUGGGUCUAGAUCGGAAUUUGGAAAGCGUUAUCGGGAAUGCACAGCCAUAACAAAUGCCUACAUUGAGGGUGCGGUAAGAGGCCCAGUUGCAGGUUCACGCCGCGCCAAGUGAGAUCUCUGACGUCCCUCCCCCCCCACUACUUGUGUUGUGGUAUGAAAUCCUGGUUGGUGUACGCUGUCGACCAGGAUGGAGUGUUGUGGCACAAUCGGAGAAGCCUAAGCCAAGAGUAGGACCCUGGCUACCGUGACCUUCAGGACCGGUCCCGCAUAGAAAGAGGGAAGGGAGGCUAUUUGGAAGGAUAAUGCACUGUGAUUGACCGAUCUCAUGAAAUGCUGGCUGAAAUUCUGAAAUGCGUUUUCGAUUAGGAAGGAUUACGUAGGCGCGGUUGUAAUGUUGACUAUCUUGCAACAUAAUCCUAUAGUAUUUCGGACUCGGCAGGAUGUCAGCUUCUGAAUGCACGGCUUUUCAAUCUCCUGUAGAAAUCGUACUCGGUAAAAAUGACUACUUAUGUAGCGUACAUUUUUCACAUUUAUUUUCGAGGGUCUUGCAAAUUCAAAUAUAUCAUAUAAAAACCAUAAACAAAAUAUGCUUUCUUUCAGUCGUUUGAUAGAGAAUCACGUCAUCUUUAUAUUUUAUACUCGAAUAAGGAGUAUAAUUAGGUUUUAAAAAAGGUUUCCUAUUGCAGAAUAAUCUGGAGCCUGAUCAUUCGUUGCAUCAGCGCUUAGUGAUUUCAGUAUGCAAGGUGCAUGCGUUCAGUGUAAGGAGAAUUACAUAUUCUUCUAUGCCUUUAAAAAGAGUCCAUAAAAUUUUGCAAUGGAUGCGGACUAUGUUGUACACUUCGUAAGGAGCUGUGGUAAACGGACAGGUACGAUGCUAUGUGAAUGGGCAUUGCGCGGUCUUAAACAUCCCAUAAUUAGAAACUUUUCUAAAACCCAAUUAUUCUCCUUCUUCGAUUAUAAAAAAGAGGACGUAAUUCUCUGUCAAACGACUGAAAGAUAACAUUUUUGUUUAUGGUUUCUAAAAAGACAUUUGAAUUUGCAAGACCAUCGAAAAUCAAUGGGAAAAUGCAUGCUACAUAAGUAGUCAUUUUUUAGAAAAUAGGGUUUUUACGUGAGAUGACAAAGAAGUGCAUUCAAAAGCUGACAUCCUGCCGAAUCCAAAAUAUUAGAGGAUUAUGCCGCAAGAUAAUCAGUAUUACAAAUCUACCGAAGUAGUCCUUCCUAAUCGAAAACGCAUUUCAGAAUUUCAGCCAACAUUCUAUGGGCUUGGUCAUUCCCUGUAUUCUGUGCAGAAUAACUGGAGAAGGAAGCAGGGAGAGUCAGCAGCCGGACGAGGGCACGUCCGGCGCUGGGAGAGCGGUGUCCUGAGCAUCCACCGGGGUGUGCGUCAAGGCGUCUUAAGUCAGGGUAUGUCUGACUCGGCCUUGAAUCUGGUCCGGUCGUGCCAGCCACCUGUAGCCUCUCCAGCCUCCGGUCUUCUUGAUUUGGUCAUGACACCGGAUUCAGAUGGGGGAGGGGGAAGUGCGGUAGAUGCUCUGCAAGUCUACUAUCUGUUUGAACGAACUCACGCGCAAUUCACCGUCUUUGCUCUCAGACUUCUGUGGAGCGCAUGGUCGACGUCGUCUUCAACGACGGUUGCGUGAGUCCUUAACUAUUGCCGUGUAAGUGUGUGGGAGCGCUCACAACAGAUCCCAAUCUCCUCACCAGUCUACCAACAGGCUCAAGUAGGUUACCGGUGCUCUGAACAAGGAAGGAAGAUAAGGGGUAAUAUUGAGUCGCAAUUCUUCAUGGAAAAUCUGUGCGUCCCCCAUGAUACUUAUUCUAACAAGGCUUGCUAAAAGUCGCGAUUUGGAAGACUUUCGGUUGAAUAUGAAGUAGACUGCAACGACUCCUUCUCAAUAUGUCUUUUAUGACUCCUUUCACAUAUACGAGGUGUGAGUUCAUUGAUGGUGGUGUGUUUAAUUUAGCACCACAAAGCAAUCACGGCCUGCAGACGGUCAUUACUUGGAAGGUUAUCAACUGACAGACUAGCUUGUUCCUUCUUCGGAUUCACGACCUGACCGAGGUGACACCAUAUUAACGUGGUCCUUAUGGUAAUCUAAUUAAUACUUAACCCAAAACCCCUCAGUGAAACCUGGCAGGUGCGCAGCUGGUGAACCAGGCCAUGUGAGGCACGCGUAAAUGGACUGUGUGAUUUUGUCAACCAAAUGAAUUCACUUUUAUGCCGGAGAUCCUUGACUUUGUCAUUCUAUUAGGGCACGUCGAACGUGAGAGGAAUGAAGUGAAGUAGGUGCCGUACAGGUUAACGCUGCGCUCUCGGACAACAACGGUGGAUCUUGUCACCUCUGAACGAUGGAACCACCAUGCUCUUUGGUGCUAGUAUAGGGGGCCAAGAUCAGGGGGUUAGUGGCUGCAAUACUAAAGGAUCAACCAUUACUUUGGUCAAAAAACCGAAGCUGUAGGUGCUUAAAGAUUCAGUCAGCCGUGGACGUCAGCGAGACUCGCACGUGUGUCAAGGUCAUGGAGAAGGACAGCCACAUUUUGUUCGAAAAUGGGGAAGUACAGUAGGUGGGCCAACUCAUGAAAUGUCCACGGAAAUUCCGAAAUGCGUUUCCGUUUCGAAAAGAUUAAUUAGGUAGGGUUAUAAAACCAAUCAUUACGCAGCGUAAUUCUAUAAUACUUCAGUUACCCCAGGACGCCGGCUAUCGAACAAACUUCUUUUCGGCUGCAUCCAAAAAACCGUACUCCGUAAAAAAUGGCUACUUAGGUAGCAUACAUUUUUUCAUUGAUUUUCGAUGCCCUUAAAGAUUCAAUUAUAUUUCAUGGAAAACAUGCAUAAAAAUAUCCAUUCUUUCACCCAUUCGCUAGAAAAAGACAUCUUCUUCCAAUUUUAUACUCGCAGAGAGGGUGUAAUUCAGUUCUAAAAGUUUCUAGUUGUGAGGUCUUUUAAUACCGUGAAAUGGCCCUUCCUAAAACGUCAUAUCUCUGCAUUUACCAAUGUAGCUUGUGAAGUUAACAAUGCGGCUCAAAUCCACGAUCGAACUUUAUGAACCCUAUGUGGUCACCCUUUAUUACCGUAGAGAAAUGCAGGGUUUGCAGUACGCGGAAAUUAUACGACUAGCACUUUGGGAACCCUGAAUCCAACUGUAACGUCAGGUUGCGUUCAAAAUUAUUCGGGAAUUGGAAAAGUUUUAAAACCCGAAUUAUACCCUUCCUUUGAGUAUAAAAUUGGAAGAAGACGUCUGUUUCUAGCGAAUGAGUGAAAGAAUGGAUAUUUUUAUGCAUGUUUUACAUGAAAUAUAAUUGAAUCUUUAAGGGCAUCGAAACUCAAUGAAAAAAUGCAUGCUACCUAAGUAGCCAUUUUUUUAAGGAGUAUGGUUUUUUGGAUGCAGUCGAAGAGAAGUUUGUCCGAAAGCCGGCGUCCUGGGGUAACUGAAGUAUUAUAGAAUUAUGCUGUAUGAUGAUUGGUUUUACAACCCUUCUUAAUUGAUCUUUUCGAAACGAAAACGCACUUCGGAAUUUUGGUUGACAUUUCAUGAGUUACCCCACUUACUGUAAAUCAAGUCCUCUUCCUCUUUGAAAAGUCAAUUUGGCAAACUUGUUUUGUUUCGGUACUUCACCAUCUGGCCCAAUGCAGUUACAUAGAAAGUAAAAUAAAAUUAAAUUAAAUUGAAGUUAAAUUAAAUUAAACAUAUGAGGCGCUCUAGGGGUUUUUAAGUGACUCGGGGACUAUUAACACUCAUCGUUCCCAUGCCACCCGUAUGACGAGGUCGGCAUGUUACGAUCAAUGAGCAGGGGAAGGUGACAUGGGCUGCGAGGGGUGUUUGUAAGUCGGGUACGUGAAGUACACACCACUGCCAUCAGGGGGUUGGAGGGGCGUCUAAUGACCAUCUGGCCACGGAAGACAGAGUGCCUGUGUCAACGUCUUCUGACAACAUAGCACUGGAUUCGUAUAGGCACUCCCUCGCUUAUACCUAACACCCAUUGGUGUAGAAAUCUGGAGAAGUUUCCUGGUGUUUGGCAGACAACCUAAAAGGCUUCUUCGGUAUUGAUCUAGUAACUUGUAUCGGCAAUAUGAGCGAGCAUAGAACUUAAAAUCUAUGUGUUUUCAUCUCUGCCUGGCCAGGUCGGUAUGUGUUCACGUACUCUCUUUUUCAUACGUCUCAUUGUACGGCCAAUGCAUCCCGCUCUACAGCAGUAACUGAACGAGUAAUACACAUCGAUGCCGCCUGCAAUGGUAGUGGGUCUUUAACUCCCAAACGUAGUAGGAGAGAGUUUGUGAAACAUGCACGCAAAUUCGCGGCGGAGAAAGCCCUAUUGACGUCAUCUCACUAGGUCGCUUGCUGCUUCCCCUCUAACUGCGUAUAUGCUUAUCGUAUUUUCCGUCCGAAGACAGCGAUCACUAGCGCUUUCUCGAGUUCAAUUCUCGCACAUCUUGUCGAUAUGAAUCACCGAGUCGAUGCCAAAGAGGCCUUUCAGGUUGUCUACCGGAGACCAGCAUCCAGAGACGUACUCACAACCUAUGUCCCCCUCUCCCUCGCUCCCUUGACCCAAUGACCACGACACGCCGACCACGCCAUAGCACGCUUCGUAAUGCGAGUGGCUUGGGAACGAGGGAUGUUAAUAGUCCCUGAAUCACCUAUAAGCCCUGUAAAUUCGCAUAACUUAAACUUCUAUGUAACCGUUUUGGCCUGAUGAAGACUUACCGAAAACACUUGUUUGGCAAAUUGACUUUUCAGUUUUCCGUUUUAUCACACCAGUCCCUCAACUGGAAGAUAUCGCGGGCAUAUGACACGCAGUUCGGAUCUGCAGCCGGACAGGCAAACCGGGCCUUCCGUCCGUGGGGAGGGCUGAUGUCCGAGGGGAAUUGUUGCUAACGUCAGGUGAAUACAUCAGGAGCCUCAACAAAGCUCUCCAGCUAGGCUGAAGUUUGGAGGCAACUGCUGAGGAGAUAACACAUAGCGAAAUAACGUAUCUGCACAAAUCAGUCGGACGAAUGCCCUUCAUACGCACUCUGAGUCAUAUGGUCAACAUUCCAACCGCUAACGGGAUUAGCAGCGGGGAUGGCCUCGACAGGCAUACGGUUGAAAUGUUUCAUCCGAUAGCGAACCAAACCUUGGCAAUGCAUCGACUGUCGGAUGUCAUGUGUCCCCUCGAGUCAGUUGAUGUUGACAACAUCUUUUUUAUUGCGAGCAAAGGUUAAACAUUCCUCAGAGCGAACAAGAAGCCGUGAAGAACCUUUGUAUGACGGCUCAAGAUCACGACAAGCGAGACCAGGUUGUCAAGACAUUUAGUGCGUGUGAUUAGGAUUAAGGUGAUUGCUUAAGAACUGAAACAGCCUACUUCGUAACUGGCACAGUCGAUGUACAGCAUUCGUUUGGUCCUCAACAGAAGCUAGGCUGAUCGGCAACAGCAGCUCAUUUGCUGUGCGAAGUGUCACUGCCAAAACUAGCCCCCGACGUCUGAAUUUAGGGAUGACUGAGCGUGGAGUAAGACCAGGUGAAGAUGUUCUGUGUAAAGCUGAGCCUUCUGUUGAACAGGAAGGAAGGGUAGCUUUCGGUAGUGAUGAAAUCUCCCCACCACACUUUCGUCCGCCGGGCGAUAUGAGGUUGUCCGGAGGUGAGCUCAUCCUGAGAAAUGGACCGAUUCGGGUUACACGUCGUGGCCCUUUCUCACUCUGGUUUGGGCGCAUAAGAGCGGAAACCCGACGAGUGAAGAACAAGUUCAACACGCCUCCAGUCUCAACACUUAACAGGACCAUGACAUCCACUCGCCAGACGAAACGUUCGACUCAAGCCAAUAGAAGACAACGUCAGUUGGACAAUUUAUUUGUAGUCGCCCUACUCCGAGCGCCUGCCGCAACGCUGGGCCCUUUGCGAGUGUCCGCUCGUGCGCACCAGGACUGUCUGGCGUUCGCCCAUUCGGUUUUCCGACUGGAUAAUCAGAUUCAAGGCUGAGUCAGACGUACCAUGACUUGAAACGGUUUGACGCAUACCCUGACUCACAGUUGGGACGCCGCUCUCUCGCCCCCGGAGGCGCUCUCCUCUGGCUGCCAGCUCUUUACAGCCCCUUCUCCAGUUGUUCUGUACAGAAUAUACUAUCCUCCAAACUGGCGUUCAUAUUCCUUUCCCAUUCAGGGUAGUGGUAGCCAGGGUCUCACUCUAGACUUAGGCUGUUGCGAUUUUGGUGACUCCGACGUGAUCUGAAUACUCAGCUGCACAAUCAUUACGAAUUUCCUUCUUGACUUCAACUCGAUUUUUCUGCGUCAUUCGAUGUGACCACGAUAUGCAGAAUUCAGUUGCCGACAUCCUGUCGUGAAGCGAGCCGGACGCCAUCGCACAAAUUCAGCCCGUCAAAUCCAGGCCAUGGUUCUGAUCCCAUCCAACGGAUCAGUCCUUCAAUAAGCACCGGAAUCCGGACGUCAUUCUCAUUAUUCACUAUCUAACUUUCUCUAUUACCAACGGUAUCUCAUAACUCUCUUCCCCUGCUAUCCUUGCCCCUUCCCGCCCCCCGCAGCCGCCCAUGCUGCCGAUAACAAUACUGUUGGUACGUUUUGCAUUCAUUCAGUCUAACUACACUUCCCUCGUUCGGCUUUAUCACCCGAACUUCCGUCUGGGAAGGGAGCAUACUUUCGAUUAGACAAGAUUCUUGCUGAUCUGUUUUUGGAUAGCACAGACAGUAAAGUUGGAAAGACCACAGGGAACGCAGUGCCUCUUGGCUUAAACUCUUGCACGAGCGGACAGUGAAGGCCGGAUGGCACUUCACGAAGGAUGGUGUCUCAAAGCUAAGCGCAUUCUGUCGGCAGUAAUUAUACAUCGGAUCCGUCUCCGUUCAUUAACUCUAUCUCAUAAAUAAUUACAGUUAGUGAUCUGAUGAUACGUGUAGCUAGCAUUUUUAUACGAGAACGUACAUCGUUUCCCAUGUAUGGACUGAAACCACAUCAGCCAAAGUCACCGGGAAAGUCGUACACGUGAAAUGCCACCCGUACAUCCGCGGUACUGCAUUGGUUUUACCUAUUCCUGACAGCAGUGGGGUUCGUCUUCUAGACUAUGUCGAUAAUGCGACUCAUCGCAGGCCCUCGGGACGCUAAUUGCGUCAGUGUGCAUCCAAAGCCCUACCGCGAGUGACAUCGAUGUCACGCGUCUCCAACACUGUCCGUGAAAACAAUCGUUGGCUUUGUUCUUACAUAAACAAGCAUGCUAUGACCCCUGUGAAGGAGGGGGGUCGAAGCAACGACCUGCAAGCACCUACAGUUCACAUUUGUAAUGCAUGUUCACAGAAAACGGCAUGAACUGCGUCAGUCCAGUCAUCGCUGUGGUCGUAGAUCACACCUAAGGUGUGAACUGUAAUCAGAGACACUGUAAUGUGCAAUCGUGCCGCUCGACGUGUGACUAAUCUGACCUUUCGCUGCAGUUGACUCACCGACGCGACAGGUGUCAGGUUCUCCAUGACUGGUAGCGGCCAGCCGUCCUGGCGUCAAUUUCAAACGGUGACAAUGAUCUGAACUUUGAGGAGGUAGCCGGCCCAAUAAGCCAGACUGAUCGCGGUAGGCGUUCAGGAUCCUCGAUCCGAGCUUUUUACUCUCUCACCAAAUCUUUUGGACUGUCACGCGAACUGUCUGCAAACAAGGCAUCGGUUUCAUCAAAAAACAACUUCUCGUCACCACCAUCCUCUGAUUAGAUACUCAACCAGACCGAACAGAGGGCCAAUUGGAUAGGAUGAAGGCUUCAACAGGAGGACCAGUGUAGAGCAAAGGCGUAGGAGUGAGUGCUGGGGUGCUAGGCCUUAAACCACGGAUGAAAAAGGAAGACAAGAUUCAUAGAUGUUUUGGCAGAUUUUGAAUAAUUCACACUGACCAAACUGUGAAAAACUCGGCGCCUCGGUGGGAUUCAAACCCACGCAGUAAGGGGAAGGCUUUAGUACAGCCAGCGCUCUAACCACUUGAGCUACGAGGCACCGGUGGACGACGCGAUUGUAAUCACAUUUGUGUCAAGUUACCUGUCCAACCUACUACAACGUCUGGAAUCCACCAAAUGUGAUGCAGUAAGUUGACUGCCCAGACAGGAUUUCCUAAGUAAUUCACCUAGAAUCCACCAGAUGACUACCAGGUUUGCGUAAUUCAUAGAUGUUUUGGCAGAUGUUGAAUAAUUCAUAUUGACCGAGGCGCCGAGUUUUUCAGAGUCGUAAGGUUAGUAGGAGAUCAUCUCGUAGAUCUCAGACGUUGGAGUAGGUUGGGCGGGUAACUUGACCCAAAUGUGAUUAAACUCGCGUUUUCGGCGGGGCCUCGUGGCUCUAGUGGUUAGAGCGUUGGCUGUACUAAAGCCUUCCCAUUACUGCGUGGGUUCGAAUUCCACCGAGGCGCCGAGUUUUUCAUAGUUUGGUCAAUAUGAAGACAAGAUUGUCCUCAGUAGCUAAAGGCGUUCACCGAAUGGACAGGGUAGUGUGAACAGGCGCUGGACUUGACGAGCGUAGGAACACACAGUGCUCAUCUGCAGAAAAAACACUCGGUAAGAUGUGGUUAUGCUGCCACACCUAAUGGACACAAUACUGUUAGGAGUUAGGGUUGUUGUUAGGGGUUAGGGUUAGAGGCUAGGGUUAGGGCAACUAUCUCUCAAUCACUCAAACUACAACCGCGCACUCCCAAUAGCUUUUCUUUUGCAUAAAAUUACUUGACCUCAUCGCCUGUGCGUUCUGCGGUCCCACCUGUAAAAAUCCCUAUCACCACCGGUACCAUAUUAGAGGUGGCUGGUGUCUGCUAACUUCAGGUGCGGCUACAUAACCACAUUUGACCAACCGGUCGACGAGGAGUCGCACCGAUCGAAAUGGCUACACUUUCCGAGAAGGCCCGAGGACCUCCAUCAGUUCGGCCUCCCAAUUCCUGGUCGAAAUCCGAGGAAAAGUUGUCCGACCUGAUCAGAUUAUAGUGUCCUUUGACGUGGUUUCAUUAUUCACAUCCGUCCCACCGGACCUGGCACGCAACGUUAUUUGCAAACGACUCGAAGACAACUACGAUGAAACGAACAGACCCCUGAAAACUGACUACCUACUGCAACUCUUUGCUUUCUGCCAACAAACCUUUUUCCCCUUCAAUGGCAGAACCUACGAGCAGAUCACAGGAACACCGAUGGGUUCGCCAAUAUCCAGCCUGGUUGCAGAACUAGUCUUGUAGGAACUGGAAAAAGUAGUCUUCGGCCAAUAUGAACCUGCAUCUUGGCGCCGGUACGUGGACGACACGUUCGUUAUAAUUGAAAUGAGCAGACUGGCCGACUUUCAAGACCUGCUUAACGGCAUCUUCCCGGACAUUCAGUUCACAAGGGAAGAAGAGCAUGCCGAACAGCUGCCUUUCCUUGACGUUCUCGUCACACGCACACCCAACGGCGAACUUAGCACCACGGUGUACAGAAAGGCGACUAACGCGACUCAGAUUCUCAACUACCAUAGCAACCACCCAAUGACGCAUAAACGCAGCCGUGUUAGGACACUCUUCCAAUGGGUAAAAACGCACUGCAGUGAGCCAGAGGGACGAGUACGAGAACUACGGCAUCUUCGGGACCAACUGGCAGGGAAUGGAUACCCGAACAGCUUCGUCAGCCGCCGCCUCCACACGCACCCACGGCAAACAAACGGAGGCGAGCUGCCAACACUCUGGCACCCUCUACCAUGUAUAAAGAACGUGUCCGAUGCGAUGGAACGUAUCGCUGGAGAGCUCGGCGUCCGACAGCGACCAUACGCAACAAAAUCAUGUGAGUGAAGGGUCGACUAGACGUGGGAGAACAAUCGGAUGUCGUUUAUCAGAUCCAAUGUCGGAACUGCUCUCGCCACUACACAGGACAGACCGGACGACAACUUAGCUCACGAAUAACGGAGCAUAAACGGCCGGCUCGGAGAGGCGACCCGUUGUCUCAGGUUGCCGCUCACACCCUGGAGGAAGGCCACGAAUUCAACUUCGCGACCACGCCGAUAGUAUCGCGGCCCAGCAAUAAGACAGGGCGAAAACUGCUGGAGGCCUGUGUGUAUGACACCAACUCUAUCAAAAGACGCGUUGACAUACCCCCCUGUUAUCACGCGCUGCGUACCCGCGGCCAAGAGGCGAGACCCAAUUUCCAGCCAAGGGUGCACGCAGUCACGCCUCCGUGACACGGCGUGGGACUCGGCUCAUCGCGAAUGCCACCCUCUGCACUCAUAUCUCCCCCCCCCCUUCAUGGUUUGACUAUAAAAACUGCUCAUAUGACGCCGCAUUCUCACAGUCUCUGACGUUGGCCUCCUAUACGAGACCGAAAGCUCAGACUAAUACACCUGCUGUCCCAGAGAUCGUUUGUUCAUCUUCUUCACAACAAGAACCUGGGAUUCACACAUUCGCCUUCAUCAGUCCUUCUUUAUUUCUGUGUUGAUCCCAGAGUCACAGAAGAGGGCCAUGUGGGAGAGUGUUUGACUUAAGUGGACGUCAAAGUUUGCUAGAGAGCGAAAUCGGGACGGACGCAGACGUCGUUUGUGCAACCGCACCGAUACUGACGGCCUUCCUUCGCUCGCCAUCGGACCAAGACAUCAGGCGUGCGGCUUUAUUUGGGCAGCGUUCACGGCCUGGGUGGUAGGACAUCGGCCAAGUUAGUGCGCUGUCUACUGCUCUUCGUAAUCGGCUACUAGUGAGUUCACAGAGUCGAUAGGACAAUUCAUAGCUGUUUGGUGCGCGAUAGAACUUUUGCCAGACAUUAACUGUUUACUCCGAGUUGUUACGGUAAUAUGACAGCAGUCGGGACUCUCAGAUCCACAGGUGGCAGAGUUUUUGAGUUUUUUGCCAUACAGGUCUGCGUGCUGCCCUGUCUCGCCGGCCACAGUAAGGCUUGCACUGCGACUGUCUCUGAUGAUGGAUUCGAGUGAGAAUUCGAAACGUCAGGCCAAUAAAUUUCUUGUUCCCGUGAUCACAUCUUCGUCUUCUGAAAGCUUGUACAGUCUAUGCAGGCCCCGGGAAGUUUCGCGACGGACUCGCUUCCCCAGUCCAUUGCCGAAGGGCGUAGCUGUUAGAGAAUUAAUGAAUCAGGCUGCUUCUCCAACAUUCCUAACCAAAAUUUAUUCUCUAGCAAUAUAUUAAUCUGCGCCACCGAAGGAGAUUGUGCCACUACAGGUCAAAUUCGUUCAGUUACGUCCGUGUUGCUUACAGUACGGGAUGUUCCCACAUUCCUGGGGCUGUUUUGGAAUUCAAUCACUUCGGCACAAAUCAUAGGGAAGUUAGGCACAGGAAAAAUUAUUCUUGAUGGGCUUUUAGAUUAUCAUAUUCCAACGCGACCGCCGCCAUUUUCGAUACUUUUUUGAAAUCGAUUGUCAAAUUCUCUAAAUGCAUUACGUGACCAAUUCAGUGAAAUUGCUUGAAUUGUUUCUGCCAUUGGGGUUUUUUAUUCACCCGAAAACGACGUUUUGUUGGGAAGACGGCUGCUUAGACAUCAUUGCAUAGAGAGGAAGUUCAGUGGGGGUUUGCCAAGUGGAUGGACUGAUUCGGGAAUUGGUUCAAAUCAGUCUGCUUACUUGAUUGGAGACGUCUUAUUUAAAAACCGUCAUAUAAUGUCAGAGUGUGCCAUCUUGCUAAAAAAGGGGUAAUAUUUUUAACCUCCAAGACGAAUGCCACCACUUUUCAGGCCGAUUAUUACACGCAGAAUAUAUCCGGCAACUGAUACAUUGGUGUUACUGAAUUUCGUUAUUCUGACCUUGAGUUCAUCCAAAGAACUAAGUUUCGUUUUAAGAAGGUCUCAGGGGGAAAAUUUAACGGGGAUAGAUUAAACGAACGCGCUUACCGGGCAAUCGGUUUAAAACUGCCUACCCCUCUGCUGGAAGAUGUGCCAUGUAGACACCGUUAUACAUUUAAUGUAUAGCGCCAGGACAUUUCCUUCUUCUGGACAAAGGUGUCAUUUAAAAGAUUUAGCAUGUUCAAUUCAGGGAUGAAGAAAUUCCGCGUAAUUGUCAGAAAAGUCUCGCCAGUAACUUCGGCUACACCCUCUUCACUGAAUCUGGUCCUCCAGACUGCUGGUCAUUCAGUUCCUUUUAAUUUUUUAUCCAUACUUUUAGUGGAGUUCUGUAAAAAAAACACUCUUUUACAGUAAGUAACAAAGUUUCUUCUUCCAGCUGUAAACAAAUGAACCUGGAAAAGCAAAGGCACGAGUUAGAUUUGUGUUUCAAACCUGUCAUUUAGGGAAUUGACUCAUAAACCACCAACUAAGAAAAGGAUAAAUACGAGAUAAAAUCAAAAUUAUUGCCUAGCUGAAAUGAUAAUGCAAUUCCCGUGUGUUGGGUACCGAUACAGUUUUCACUAAGUGAAUGCAGGAUUCGCGUAACGUGAGUUAUUGGCUCUCAACACUGCUGCCGUACAUUUUGCUGAAAGUAAUCAAUUUAGACCUAUUUAGCGGCAUGACGCAAAAUAAGGUCUCCUUCAGAGAUACCUUGACCCUUCCGGGUUCUGCGUUACCUGUCAGUUUCAUAUGUGCACACAUGAAAACGCCUCUUUAAGAAAAAUACUAUGUAUCCCACAAAGGCCACCUUUUACUAAAAACGUUUGCUCAAUACCGCAUGCCUUGAGUUUACAUCUACUUAUCAAGGUCACACAGGAAAAAAAACGAGAAAAGAUAAAAUAUUUGAACUGACGAAACUAGAAUAUUUAAACAUGAGGGAGUUCAACUUUUAUAAAGUGUUUAACUAAAUAAUUAUAUCAUUUUGUGCACCAUGAGUCACUAAGUUUUAAAACUGCUGUAGGACUUGGCAAACAAGUGGAGGCUUGGGCAGAAAGGCAAGAAAGCAUGGGCCGACAUGAGAGAUAAAACAGCAGGCAGCUUCCUGCUCUCAAAUGCGAUAGACUCCCAGUGAACUGCAGGCGCGGUUUUCGAAUACAGAGAAUUGUCAGAAGUGCUUGCAACAACGCCUAGCUGCUAAGGCGCUGUCGAUGAUCCGUCAGGUUAGGCAAAACGGCUCAAUGCGCGCAGAUGAACAUCGAUCAAACCAAGCAGUUUUUUCUUGGCCUAAUGCCAGCUGAACAGUAGUCCACAUGUGAACUGGAUCAAACUGAUUGUUUCAAGUAAGUGUCCAGUUAAAUUAUUCCCCGUGGGAACCCAGCCACCUCUACCUGCAAUUCGUCUGAUUGUCUCAGUAAAGUAAAUCCCACCUGAUGCUUAUGCCUGUUAACUAGUCCUCAGUAUUUGGCUGUAUUUCCUGUGCGAAGGCCGCAAAAGCGAUAGGUCAUUCCUGGGAGGAAAUACUAGGGAAUCGCCUAGUAUUUGCUCGCUACAAGGUAAGGCUCCUGCCGCCAUACCGAUCAUUCGACCGCCCACUCUCACCAUCCCUCUUUCAAAUCUCAAUGCCCCACUGCCGUUGAUCACUGCCACCUCCAUCAUCUCUGCCACGAAUACCGCGGCGACGACAAACACCGCCACCUCUGCCACCCCCGUCACCGACCGAAACGCUACUGACGUCCCGUCAACCACCAACACAUUCACCAUAACCAUCACCAACCCCACCCUCUCUAGUGAUGUGGAAUCGGUCCCAAUUUGUCUUCAGUGCGACGGCGCAUUACCUCCACACAUCGGCCUGGUCGGUCACCUGCGAAUUCAUCGCGCAGAGAGUGGCCAACCAGUGUCUGGAGCCCAGACAUAUGGUGGCUGA